Molecule: messenger RNA, 1458 nt
Organism: Monascus purpureus
Lineage: Eukaryota; Fungi; Ascomycota; Eurotiomycetes; Eurotiales; Aspergillaceae
Source: the annotation of a GenBank genome assembly
AUGAGGGCUGCGACAGAGACGUUACAUUGGCUCACGGCCAACCCCGUGCCUUCGGCAGUUGUCUUGCUGGUCGGAGCUCUCCUGGCCGGGUGUAUAUAUCGACUAUAUAUCCAUCCGUUGUCUGUCGUCCCUGGGCCCAGGAUCGCCGCCUGCACAUCGCUGUGGCUGGCGUACCAUACGUACGUCGGGGAUGAGAGCUCUGCGAUAUUUGACCUGCACGAGAAAUACGGCCGCGUUCUCCGGGUUGCUCCCAAUGAUGUUGACAUCGAUGAUGGAGACGCCGUUGAGCCCAUUUACAUCGCGCGCGGUGGAUUUCCCAAGACGGCAGCAUACUCGAAAUUUGACAUUGACGGGCAUACGACGAUCUUUUCCACUCUGACGCUUCCGGAGCGUGCGAGCAGGGCGAAAGCAGUAGCGCCCCUGUUUUCGACAGCUUCCAUUCGCAAUGCCCAUUCGACCAUCGGCUGCGUCUUCGAUGACUUCGUGGAGAGAUUGAGAGCCGAAGCCCGCACGGGCAAGCCGGUCGACGUGCUGAAUAUCUCACGGUCGAUGGCCAUCGAUGUUGUGAGCACGUAUCUGUUCCAGCAACGAUACGGCGCAAUCUCGGAGCAGUCCGAGAUGAUGUCUGCGUCCCCGUUUGUGGAUUCCUACGUCGGCGUCGGAGCCUACUUCAAUUUGAUGAUGGGCAAGAUAGGAGACCUGGUCAUGACGAUUGUCGAGUGGUGCAUUGCCAAUGCGAAGACUGAAGCGGCCUUUGGGAUCAUGGAUAGAUACAGCGCUCAACUCGUCAAGGGCGCAGUUCCUAAGAGCGGUAGCUACCAGAGCCGUCUUCUGGAGAAGGUGUCUGUCCAGCAGUCUCAGAUUGAGGUCAAGGAUGUGUGCUUCGCGGGCACCGAUUCCACAGGUAUGAAUAUGGCCUCGAUUCUGUGGUAUUUGGCCAAAACUCCGGAUGCCUAUGCCCGUCUGCGAGACGAAGUCCACAAUUGCCUCUCCAAGGGCCAGGAUCCAGCGAACGGUGCCUAUCUGCGCGGUGUCGUCCGUGAAGGCCUCCGACUAUCCUGGGCCAAUCCAACCCGGCUUCCCCGCUGCGUCCCGAAGGAAGGAUGGCGGUUCAAGGGCUACUAUCUCCCUGGCGGCACCAGCGUUGGCGUUGCAGCGUUCCAGUUGCACCAGGAUGAGGCUGUCUUCCCUCAGCCCCAGCGAUUCAUGCCGGAACGAUGGCUCGACGCAACGGACGCCAUGUUGACCAAUUUCUUCGCAUUCGGCAAAGGCACAAGGACUUGUAUCGCGCAGAAUCUUGCUAUGACAGAGCUUACGCAGGCUACGUUGCGAGUGGCCCGGGCGGAUCUACUGCGAGGAGCCAGGGCUGUCCAGGACCGGAUCGAGAUUAAGGAAUGGUUUAAUUCCAGGGUUAAGGGGGAGAAGAUCUUGAUACAAUUCGCUCCGACUGGGAAGUAG